UCCCGCGUCAAGUUCAUGUCAAUCGCUGAUUGGUUCCCACAUCCCACGUGCCUCUUGGGAGUUUGACGAUUUCUGUGAGCAAAACAAGACAAAACGUCUUGAGUAUCGAAGUUUUCAUAGGAAUUGUCAUUCAAUGGGCUACAAGACAGAAAUAUUCACGAGUACAGUAGAUGAAAACCUUUGCUGUUCGAUAUGCCGUGAAGUAUUUCAAGAUCCAGUGAGCUGUAAAUCUGGCCACACAUUCUGCAGAGUGUGUAUCAGUGAGUGGUUGAGGACUCAUAACAAGUGUCCACUGGAUAAUGUUGCACUUGCUGAGCAAGAUCUUGUGCAUAACCUUGCAAUCAAAGGCAUUAUAGAGAACCUACAGGUCUCUUGUCACAAUAAUGAUCAAUCUGAUGCAAAUAUUGCACCUGGACCAAAUAAAAAACCUCGAGUUGAAGAUGGUCAAACCUCUGAUGUAGAAGAAAGAUGUGAAUGGAUUGGAAAGUUAUGUGACCUUGCUAGACAUCAACUGGCUUGCCCUUUUCAACUACAAAACUGCCCUAAUUCAACCUGCUGUGAGAAGAUACAACGAAGAAAGGUGGAGGACCACAAGAGGGUGUGUYGGUUCAGGACAGUGGUGUGUAGAUCAUGUGGAAUGAGUUUAGUUUAUAAUGAACAAGUGAGACAUAAAUAUUAUGACUGCCCUAUGGAGUUGAUUUCUUGUACUAAUAAGUGCACUACAAGUUAUGGGACAAUUACAAAGAUUCAAAGGUGCAACUUGGCUGAUCAUAUAAACAAAGUGUGUGAUAAUGCAAUUAUUCCUUGUGCAUUUCAAGACCAGGGCUGUUCAGAUAAAAUUUUGCAAAAGGAUUUAGAGAAACACCUGCAGGAAAAGAUGUCCUUACACAUGUUGCUUCUCGCAAAAGAGAACAAACAACUGAGAAGAGAAUUAGCCAAAACUAAGGAAACAAAYAAAAGUUUCAUAUGGCAAAUUAAGCAAUUCCCAUCCAAAGCCAGUGGCUCUGAAACUGGCUCUUGCUUAUUGAGCCCGAUGUUUUGGUUGUGUGGCUAUAAGUGGAKAAUGAGGGCUUACCCGAAAGGGAAGGUUGAUGAGCGGUAUAUGACACUGAUGUUGAACAAGGUUGAGGACUGUGAUAAUAAUACACCAGAACAGCCAAACCAGAUCACUUGUGAGGGACUGAAUGCACAUGUUAUCUGCAGUCUUUCAGUGCUCAAGGCAAAACCUAAUGAGAGUGACUAUGUGAGGACAUUCAAUAUAGACAUGUACAAAGAUGCGCAAAAUUGGAUGAAUGGAUGGUCAGACUUCAUGCCUUGUCAUCUUGCUGUUUCACCCAAGUACUGCAACCAGUCUGGUGUAUUGAAUAUCCAAUGUACCAUNNAAGUCACUUACACUGAAUGAUCAUCAUGGUGUAUCACUCAAGUACUGCAACCAGUCUGGUGUAUUGAAUAUCCAAUGUACCAUGCAAGUCACUUAAGCUUAAAAUAUUCUGUUCCUCACAACAAGAAACUCUAUUUGUAUUAUAUAUGUUAAUAAUAAAUAAGUCAUUAAAUAAAGUGAACCUAUCCAAUAGCUUAACUUUAUGGCCACAYGUUAACACACGUGAGGCCUUGGUUACUGUUCUUAUAUCAUUCUUAUUUUGCAACAAGAUGUUUUAUAACAUAA
Actinia tenebrosa (Australian red waratah sea anemone) is the source of this 1666-nucleotide messenger RNA. Its product is annotated as TNF receptor-associated factor 5. Gene Ontology annotation, molecular function: ubiquitin-protein transferase activity; zinc ion binding; protein binding. The record is from RefSeq and is a predicted model, not a curated record. Gene Ontology annotation, biological process: protein ubiquitination. Lineage: Eukaryota; Metazoa; Cnidaria; Anthozoa; Actiniaria; Actiniidae.